UGUAGCAGCCCAGUCAGUCGCAGCGGGUGCAGUCGCAGCACACCUCAGUGCCCUGCCCCCCCCAUCUCAAUUCCAUCCCAUCCCAUCCCAAAUUUCCUUCCAACUUCCCUCCACCAACAAACAAACAAAGCAAAAAAGACGACACUUUUGCCCGCUGCCGGCAGACUGCAAAACCUCCGAACCACAAUCGCGACCACCGGGAUCAGAAAUCAUCCAACAGAUUUACCUUGAUCGAUUCGAGAUCCGAAACCCCGUCAAACGACAAAAUUAGUAAAAAUGGGUCACGAAGAUGCCGUUUACCUGGCCAAGCUCGCCGAGCAGGCUGAGCGCUAUGAGGAGAUGGUCGAGAACAUGAAGAUCGUCGCCUCUGAGGACAGGGACUUGACGGUUGAGGAGCGCAACCUUCUCUCUGUUGCCUACAAGAACGUCAUUGGCGCCCGCAGAGCCUCGUGGAGGAUUGUUACCUCGAUUGAGCAAAAGGAGGAGUCCAAGGGCAACUCGUCGCAGGUCGGCCUCAUCAAGGAGUACCGCACCAAGAUCGAGGCCGAGCUUGCCAAGAUCUGCGAGGAUAUCCUGUCGGUCCUCGACAAGCACCUUAUCCCCUCGGCCAAGAGCGGCGAGUCCAAGGUCUUUUACCACAAGAUGAAGGGCGACUACCACCGCUACCUCGCCGAGUUUGCUAUUGGUGACAAGCGCAAGGACUCGGCCGACAAGUCCCUUGAGGCUUACAAGGCUGCUACCGAGGUUGCCCAGACCGAGCUGCCUCCUACGCAUCCCAUCCGCCUUGGUCUUGCCCUGAACUUCUCCGUCUUCUACUACGAGAUCCUCAACGCCCCCGACCAGGCCUGCCAUCUGGCCAAGCAGGCCUUUGACGAUGCUAUCGCUGAGCUUGACACCCUGAGCGAGGAGAGCUACAAGGACUCAACUCUCAUCAUGCAGCUUCUGCGUGACAACCUCACUCUCUGGACUUCGUCGGAGGCUGAGCCGACAGCCUCAACGGGCCACACCGAGGCUCCCUCUGCAGCGGCCGCCACAGAGGAGAAGCCUGCCGAGGCUGCUGCUGCCACCGAGGAGGCGCCGAAGCCUGCUGAGUAAAGCCGAGAAAGGAUUUCCUUGGUGUCGUGGAUUGUCAUUACUUGGUAGAAACUCCCGGUGGUGAAAAAUGAAUGGUGUCUAGGAGUGUGGUCUGCAAGAUUUAUUUACCCUUUUUAUCGCAAAACCCAGCAUCUCUUUCCCAUCUUGAUUUCCCCCCCUCUCUGUUUCAUUUUCCUCUAUGCGAAUACACAACCCCCCCCCCACACAACACAAGAAUAUGGUGCUUUCUCUGGCCGAGCAACGGAUGAAAGACUGCAUUUUGGAGGUCACAUUCAGAAUUGCAUGUUUUGUCUCAUUUUAGACUCUUGACUCCGCGGAAGAAUCGCCUGGACAAAUAAAAAAAACCAAAAUUUGAUUCCCAUA
Molecule: messenger RNA, 1458 nt
Organism: Pyricularia grisea
Lineage: Eukaryota; Fungi; Ascomycota; Sordariomycetes; Magnaporthales; Pyriculariaceae
Exons: 7
Coding region: 277-1095 (272 amino acids)
Biological process (GO): signal transduction
Cellular component (GO): cytoplasm
Source: RefSeq, a predicted model, not a curated record